Loxodonta africana (African savanna elephant) is the source of this 3105-nucleotide messenger RNA. It is a transcript of the gene ATP6V1B1, whose product is annotated as ATPase H+ transporting V1 subunit B1. Lineage: Eukaryota; Metazoa; Chordata; Mammalia; Proboscidea; Elephantidae. Gene Ontology annotation, biological process: vacuolar acidification; ATP metabolic process; proton transmembrane transport. The record is from RefSeq and is a predicted model, not a curated record. The coding region runs from base 1315 to 2856 and encodes 513 amino acids. The transcript is spliced from 14 exons. Gene Ontology annotation, cellular component: proton-transporting V-type ATPase, V1 domain. Gene Ontology annotation, molecular function: ATP binding; proton-transporting ATPase activity, rotational mechanism.
GAAAGGUGAGAUGAGACAGGGUCCUAAGAUCAGAAGGAGAGAGACCACCCUGGUUCUCAGGGAGUUUUCAACACUGUAAGACAGAAAGACUUAAGGAGAUCCAAGUCUCCCAUCAGGGGGAGACACAGGCUCAGCUUUUGGGGACCACAGAUGAGUGGUGGUAAUAAGAGAGCCCUCUACAAAAGGCCAUGGUACGGGAAAGAGAUCAGAGGUGUGGUAAACCCAAGGUGAGGGGUCACUGCAGCCAUCUGGAAGCUAGGGAACAGGCAGAUGGUCAUGCGGGCUGAAGGAUUCCAGGUGGGCUUCCUGUAGGAGGUGGCACUGAAGCUGGCCAGGAAAGGAUCCUGAAUUGAUACUAAAAAAAAAAAAAAAGAUGAAGAUGGAGUUUGCACAAGGGCAUUAGGUUACAGGGCGAGGGCAGGCAGGGGAAUAGUGAGGAGAGGACCCCAGGAAAAGGCAGACUGCCAGAAACUAGGCAUGGGGAGGAGAUCAGGGAGAGAUGUGGGGAUGUGGGACUGUUGGGAAGACCUGAAGUUCCAGAGGGAGAAAACCAAGUUCAAGUUCAAUGCAGGUUAGGGACAGAAGAACAGCCAAGGACAGAGGUAGAGAAAUUCAGCCUUACCCCUGUGCCUUCUUCUUCCCCUGCCCACAGUGCCUUAGAGCCCCUCAGAGCACAGCCAUCUCAGCCCCCUGGGAGUGAGGAGGGCUCCUGGGAAGUAGUGGUAAGGUCCUGGGUGGAGCACAGGCCUCCAUGAGGACAUAGCUAGAUAGUGUGUGUGUGUGUGUGGUGGAAAUAUACACUACAAAAUACCAGUUCAAUACUUCCACACAUAUAAUUCAGAAACCUUGAUGAUUACAUUCUGAUAGCUCAAUUUUCAACUCCAAAUACUUAAACUUACUUGGACUUCUGUUUGUGCUCUCGGCCAGGGCCUGCUGACCUCAGGGGCAGGCCUACUGGUGGUGAAAUGUAAAAUGAGACAGGGUCCUAAGACCAGAUGGAGAAAGACCACACUGGCUUUCAGGGGGAUUUUAACAGUAUGAGACAGAAACACUUAAGAAGACCCAAGCUGGCUGGGGGAGACCUAGGGCACCUGCACCACAGAGCUGAGCUGGUCGUGAAGAGCUCAGAGCUAGAGCACCAACUUUCCUGUUUACAGUCCACACGGGGGAGGGGAGGAGAGGUCGGUGAGAGGAGAAGGGAGGGGUGGCCUGGGGCAGGCCAGGCGGCUCUCUCCAGCUCCAGCUGGGCCUGGAGUUUUAUAGCUGCCACCACCAACGGGCUCAGGCACUCAGCUCCCAGCCCACCACUGUGCCAUGGCCACGAAGCUAGACAGCAAGUCUGGGGGGCUCCCUGCCAGUGGCUGCGACCUGGGUGCCACCCGAAAGCACAAGCAGGUGGUCACCCGCAACUACAUCACUCACCCCCGUGUCACCUACAAGACCGUGUGCAGCGUCAACGGGCCCCUGGUGGUGCUGGACCACGUCAAGUUUGCCCAGUAUGCUGAGAUUGUCAACUUCACCCUCCCCAAUGGGACUCAGAGGAGCGGGCAAGUGCUUGAGGUGGCUGGGACCAAGGCAAUUGUCCAGGUGUUUGAAGGGACCUCUGGAAUCGAUGCCCGGAAGACCACCUGUGAAUUCACAGGGGACAUUCUACGGACUCCAGUGUCGGAGGACAUGCUGGGUCGAGUUUUCAAUGGCUCUGGCAAACCUAUUGACAAGGGGCCAGUAGUCAUGGCGGAGGACUUCCUGGACAUCAAUGGCCAGCCCAUCAACCCCCAUGGCCGCAUCUACCCCGAAGAGAUGAUCCAGACGGGCAUUUCUCCCAUCGACGUCAUGAACAGCAUUGCCCGGGGUCAGAAGAUCCCCAUUUUCUCUGCAGCUGGUCUCCCCCAUAAUGAGAUUGCUGCCCAGAUCUGCCGCCAAGCUGGGCUGGUGAAGAAAUCCAAGGCUGUACUGGAUUAUCACGAUGACAACUUCGCCAUCGUCUUUGCAGCCAUGGGGGUGAACAUGGAGACAGCCCGGUUCUUCAAGUCCGACUUUGAGCAGAACGGUGCCAUGGGGAACGUCUGCCUCUUCCUGAACUUGGCCAACGACCCCACGAUUGAGCGGAUCAUCACUCCACGCCUGGCACUGACCACUGCUGAGUUCCUUGCCUACCAGUGUGAGAAGCACGUGCUGGUCAUACUGACUGACAUGAGCUCCUAUGCAGAGGCCUUGCGAGAGGUCUCAGCUGCAAGGGAGGAGGUACCUGGGCGACGAGGCUUCCCCGGAUACAUGUACACAGACCUGGCCACCAUCUAUGAGCGGGCAGGCCGUGUGGAGGGCCGGGGAGGCUCCAUCACACAGAUCCCCAUCCUCACCAUGCCCAAUGAUGAUAUCACCCACCCCAUCCCAGAUCUGACAGGCUUCAUCACAGAGGGGCAGAUCUACGUGGACAGACAGCUUCAUAACAGACAGAUCUAUCCCCCCAUCAACGUGCUCCCUUCCCUGUCGAGGCUGAUGAAGUCCGCCAUUGGGGAGGGCAUGACAAGAAAGGACCAUGGAGAUGUCUCCAACCAGCUGUACGCCUGUUACGCCAUCGGCAAGGAUGUGCAGGCCAUGAAGGCCGUGGUGGGGGAGGAGGCGCUCACCUCGGAGGACCUGCUCUACCUGGAAUUCCUGCAGAAGUUCGAGAAAAACUUCAUCAACCAGGGUCCCUACGAGAACCGCUCGGUGUUCGAGUCGCUGGAUCUGGGCUGGCAGCUGCUGCGCAUCUUCCCCAAAGAGCUGCUGAAGCGCAUCCCGCAGAGCAUCGUCGAUGAGUUCUACCCCCGCGAGGGGGCGCCACAGAGCCCCGCUGCGGCCACUGCGCUCUAGUCCCGCCCGCGGCCUGGAACUCCUCCCCUCCGCGCCCAUGUUAAUCCGCUCUCUCCCGCAUCCGCCACAGCCCCACACGUCAGAACCCACCGAUUCUUCGCCCUUCAACGCGCUCCAUCCAUCCACUCACCCACCCACCCUCCGUCUGUGGGGGCUCCUACACUCCACUCUUUUCCCCGGACUCCUGGCACUGGGGAAAAAACAGAAAGUGGUUAAGCCUGUAGUCUAUGUUUUGCUCUGCUAGGAAGA